UGAAUUCCAACAAAUCUCUACUGAACAUGCAUGAACUCAGAUUUUCAGAGGCUCAUAACUUGGCCAAAACUUAGGUGGACUUUCACAAGGAUGAUAAAAGGCACAUUCUUGACACCAGGGCAACUCCCCUGCUAGAUGUCAAGUUUGUGCUCUAAAGCAUGGAGGAGCUAGAGAUUCUUAGUGAAAUAGUUGUAAGAAUUCUUAACAACAAAACAAAACAUAUUUCCUAACCUCAUUCUGAGAAAUGGCUGAAGAACUUAGCUGUAACUCUGUUUAAAUAAAUAAAUAAAUAAAUAAAUAAAAUAAAAUAAAACUGCUUAGCCUGAGGCAGACACCUAGCAUGGGAAAUUUCAACCCAAGCAGUUUGGUAAAGCUAAGCAACUGAAAACUAGGUUGUCUAAUGUAAAUUGUCAGACAGCCUUACCUAUAGGGAUCUUUAUUAGCACAGCCUAUAAUAAUAAUAUGUGUUUGAUGCAAUAUUGAGUUGUGCGUUUUUAGCACUCUAGGUUAUAAAGUUUAGAGAGAGAGGUUUACAGGGAAUAAGCUCUGCUAUUAUUGACAGUCCACGUACUAACCUGAAUUUUUUAUAAAAGUGGCAAAUCUAGAGCUGGAUGUUAGAUAACCAGCUCUGUUAGUAUAAUUUCAAGGGCUUGUCAGAGAAAGAUAAGCUUCUCUUAUUGCAAAGCUUAUUCUGCAUUAGUGGAAUUAGCUUCCUCAGCUUCAGAGGGACUUGGGGGGGUGGGGUUUGUUUUGGUUUUUUGUUCCAGAUUUCUUCCUCCCCACUCUUCCACCCCCAGUGGAGAAGUGUUGACAACUGUGUCUCCAACACUGUAAAAGCAUGGAGAGAAAGUACCCAUCUAAAGAGAGCCCCAGAAGGCUAUUAACCAAACUGGGCAAUGUGAUGGACAUGAAGAGAUUGACGCAUCAGUUCAGCAUGGCAGCUGAAUCUGACAAGGAAUCUGGAUUCUCAGAGAAUAUGCUGAAUGCAUUGUGUUGGAACACAGAGGAUGGGCCUUGGCAGUACUCACUGGCCACAAGCAAUUCCUUCCCAGCACUUUCUCCUGUGGUCAUAAUGAAAAAUGUACUGGUCAAACAGGGAAGCAGUUCAUCGCAGCUUCAGUCUUGGACUGUUCAGCCAUCUUUUGAAGUGAUUCCAGGUCAGCCACAGCUAGUGUUUCUUCAUCCAGCCAUCUCCCCUCCCAUUAACCCUCACCUUUUUGGUGAAAAGAGAAGUGACUCUACUAAUUACCUGCCCAUCCUGAACUCCUACACAAAGACAGCACCACAUCCCAGCAAAAGAGAUCGUGUCUGGGAUUUGGAGGAAAGAGGGAGAACCAGUGGACAGAAAUGGCUUUGCACAGAUACUGCUAUGUCUAAUAAGACUAGUUUAUUGCCCUCUAGUGCUUGCCCCCAAAUAUCACCUGACUUUAAGCCUGCUCAGGACUCUACUCAGCAGAGUUCUCCAGCUUUGAUGGCAGAUGGAAAAAUGUCAACUAUUGAUGGCUUUCAGUGUAUUUCUACUGCCAAACAAAAGGCCCCAGGUUUGAUUCCCUUUUCCCCUACUGGACUCCUCCAGAUAUCAGACCGCAAAUCUUCUGAGAUGGAGAAUCCAGUACAUCAUAUGGUGCAAUUAGCAACCUGCAGCCCACCUUUAGCAGCAGAAGAACUUUAUACUACUCCUGAGCUAUUGUUGCAGCAGCAACGCAAGCGCAAGCGCUUUCAGAAUACCUUUGUUGUGCUGCACAGGUCUGGAUUGCUGGAGAUCACCUUGAAAACCAAGGAGCUGAUUCAUCAGAACCAGGUAACCCAGAUUGAACUGGACCGACUGAAGCAGCAAACACAAUUGUUCAUGGAGGCAAUAAAGAGCAAUGCUCCUCAGGCCUGGGCAGAGCUAGAGGCAUCCUUAACAGGGUCAGAUAAAGCUGACAGCAGCCUUGAGGCUUCUCCUACAUAUCCCAACAUGUAGUGCAAAAGAUAUAUAGCUGGUCAAGUGAUUAGAGUGCCUCUCUUCCUCUGUCUCAAGCUUUUACAAGAGCAUUUUCUAAGUUUGAGACUACUUUUAAAACUCAUUCACAAAGCAGCAUGCCAUUAAUAAACUGUCCCAAAUGCCAGUUGGGAGGCAUAGGUAGGAAUUAGUACUGCUUCAUGUGACCUGGAAUUGAGUAACUGUGCUCUUCUUUGGGCCAUGAAGGUGUGAAAGUGCUAUGAUGUGAUGUGUUCCCAUUCUUAUGAUGGAGAACAUUGCAAAUGGCUCUUUCCUGGCAAGCACCUUUUUUCACCCCCUAUCUCCAGACAGCCAAUUCACAGAAUUCACUAGACCUGGUCUAGUGUAGCUGCUUAUGAAUUGAUAGGGAAAGAGGAAACUUGAUGGGUAACAUAGUAUCUCCGGCUUUGUGUUAAUACUCCAAAGACACAAGGUGGCCUUGUGUCAAGGCUCCUUCCCCACUCUGAACUUUAGGGUACAGAUGUGGGGGCCUGCAUGAAAACCUCUAAGCUUCUCUA
Messenger RNA from Trachemys scripta elegans, 2502 nucleotides. RefSeq names its product CLOCK interacting pacemaker (gene CIPC). Gene Ontology annotation, biological process: negative regulation of DNA-templated transcription; negative regulation of circadian rhythm. Gene Ontology annotation, cellular component: nucleus. NCBI's taxonomy places the organism in Eukaryota, Metazoa, Chordata, Testudines, Emydidae. The record is from RefSeq and is a predicted model, not a curated record.